GAAAUAUGAAGCUCUGUUCGGGUCAAGUAAAACCCACAGCAUCUCUUCGGAUUUUCUAGGCAAUUCUACCGAGUUUAGUCCUUCCUCGCUGCUUCUACUGCUGCAUGAGACCUUUGUUUCGCGUUAUCACAAACGAAAACGAAAAAGCUACUCAUCAAGAGUGAUCGCGUUCUCUUUCAGCGUCAAAUAACCAAACACGUUGUUGGCAUCUGUUGAACUCGUUUUCUUUAACCGUACACUGCCUCUGCGUCUCAACAGCGAUAUGGACAAACUCACCGAAGAGGAAGUGGAAACUGACCAACUCAAAAGCAGCACCUUUCAACGCUUAAAAUCACACUCGUUGCACCUUCUCGACCUUUUGCAAAACCCUCACAUUCAUAAUCAGAAGCAUUCUUCCGUCACCGUAAUUCCCCAACUCCUUCGUUUCCUUCAAACUUCUUCACCCUCUGCUUUACAGCCCUUCUUCGACUACGCUCUAUUUCCGUUACUCCUGCUGCUGGAUGCAGCGGUUCAGUGUAGGUCUACCCUGAAAAUCGAUUCUCUGGAAAAUUAUAAUACGCCUGGUGUUUUGAAAACACCUGUUGAAGUGAGUGAUGGCGUUGCUGAAGGUGUGGUUAAAUGUUUGGAAGAGCUUCUGAGGAAGUGUCGUUUGAAUUCUGUGGAUCAGAUGGUUGUUCUACUAAAAAAGUUAACAUAUGGGGCAAUGUUGUCACCCUCCGAGGCUUCAGAGGAGUUUCGUGAAGGAAUUUUGUUGUGUGUCAAGGCACUGCUUUUGAGUUUAUAUUCUUGUUCCGAUAUGUCUUGCGUGUGUAAACAAAUCCCUGGUUUGCCGGCACUUUGGGGUGGAGAUAAUAAUGAUAGACUUCAUAAAACUUUCGUGAGUGGUUCGGAAUCGGGAGAAUGUCUACUUGCAUUUCUUCAGUCUCAAUUUGCAUCAGCUGCUAUUGGACACUGGCUAUCACUUCUUCUUAAAACUGCAGAUACAGAGGCUGCCAGGGGACAACAAGGUUCUGCAAGACUUCGAAUUGAAGCAUUCAAAACUCUGCGGGUGCUUGUUGCUAAGGUUGGUUCUGCAGAUGCAUUAGCAUUUUUUUUACCUGGCAUUGCUAGUCAGCUAGCUAAAGUUUUACACAGUGCAAAAAUAGUGAUAAGUGGUCCUGCUGGUAAUGUGGAUUCUAUUGACCAAGCAAUCAGAGGGUUCACAGAGUUUCUGAUGAUAGUCCUCCAGGAUGAUGCUAAUGCAUCUGCCCUCGAUAUCGAAUCAUCUUCAGACUUUGAUUCAAAUGAGUGUAAUUCAACACUUUCUCUUUUGGAGGAGCUUCGUCACUUGCAAGUUAAAAAUUGUGUUAAUACAAAAGCUACAGAAGAUACAGGUGUUGAGUCAGAAAAAAUCUCUUAUUCCCAAACUCAACUCCAAGAAACAGGGAAUACUGAUCCUGAUAAAGAGAACUUGUCUCUGCAUGUGAAACGAACAAAAGAUUGGAUGCAGAGGACAUCAGAACAUGUCAAUAAGCUGUUGGAUGCAACAUUUCCAGACAUCUGUAUUCACCCUUCACAAAAGGUGAGAAAGGGACUUGUUGAUGCCAUAAAAGGACUGUUGUCAGAGUGCUUCUACACAUUGGGGGAGAGUAGACUGAUGCUUUUGGAGUGCUUAUGUGCCUUGGUCUUUGAUGUAUCCAAUGAUGUGUCUUCAACUGCACAAGAUUUCCUUGAGUAUUUGUUCUCACAAAAUUUGAAGCAUGUUAUAAAACAGAAUGCUACUGAGAUUUUUAUCAGGCACCUUGAAAAGCUUCCCAGGGUAGUACUUGGCCAUGAGGAGUCAUACGCUGUGUUACAUGCUCAGAAAUUGCUAACAAUAAUAUUUUAUUCUGGUCCUAGUCUAAUAUUGGCUCAUCUUCAGUCUCCUGUUGAAGCCACUAGAUUUCUAGAUUUGUUUGCUGCAUGUCUCAGUCAUAAUUCAGUGUUUUCGGGUUCGCUCAGAAAAAUCACUUCAACAGAUCGAUCGUCAGCCCUGGGAUAUCUUCCCUCCAUUGCAGAGUUGAAAUCUGGAGCUAAUUUCUUCAAUUAUAGCCCCUCUCUUAUAAGUUCUGGUUUAUCCGAACUCCCUAAAUACAAGCUUAUUGAGGAAAAGAGUAUAGAAAAACUUGUGAAAACUGCUCAAAAUAACUAUGAGCUUCCUCGCAUGCCCCCUUGGUUUAGUUAUGUUGGUAGUCUUAAGUUAUACGAGCCUCUUGCGGGGAUUCUCCGGUUUGUGGGUUUAUCUUUAGUGGCAGAUAAUAUAAGUGAAGGGCUUAUGUUGCAUGUGAUUGAGACCCUGCUAGGUUACUUCCGUAAAUUGGUUUCUGAGCUUCGUUUAAGAGAAUACAAUGAAGAAAGCUGGCAGUCUUGGUAUGACAGGCAUGGUUCUGGACAGUUAUUGAGGCAAGCUAGCACAGCUGCAUGCAUGCUAAAUGAGAUAAUAUUUGGUGUAUCAGAACGAGCAAGUAAUGAUUUUGCUAGUAUAUUUCAUAAUUGUGCAUUUCAUACUGCUUUCUGGAAGAUGCCCAAGGAUAAAGGUAUAAGGAGUUAUUUAGUUGAAUGCAUUGGUGGGAUCUUGCAUGAGUAUCUAUCUGCUGAGGUAUGGAAUGUUCCAAUUGAUUGUGGAACUGCUGACUUGCUGCAUAAUGCUGUGGUUGAAGAAGAUAUUAGCCUAUACUUUUUCCAAGAUGCUGCAAUGCUGCGUGAGGUUAUUAUUGAUGGAGUAGGCAUCUUUAAUAUGUGCCUUGGAAGAGAUUUUGUUUCUAGUGGAUUUCUACACUCUUCACUUUAUUUAUUGCUGGAGAAUCUUAGUUCUUCAAAUUACAGAGUUAGAAAUUCAGCAGAUUCUGUGUUGCAUAUACUUUCAACCACAUCUGGCUUUCCAACUGUUGGGCAGUUAGUUUUGGAAAAUGCAGACUAUGUGGUUGAUUCAAUAUGUCGACAAUUACGUCAUUUGGACCUAAAUCAUCAUGUUCCAAAUGUGCUAGCAUCCAUGCUGUCCUACAUUGGAGUGGCUCACAAGAUUUUGCCGCUGCUUGAGGAACCAAUGCGCUCUGUGUCAAUGGAACUUGAAAUACUGGGUAGACAUCAGCAUCCUGAUCUAACUAUUCCAUUCCUAAAGGCUGUAGCAGAAAUUGUGAAGGCAUCAAAACAUGAAGCUUUCCUGUUACCCACUCAGACAGAGUUGUUUGCCAGAGAUGUCCGGUCUAUAAUCUCCAAUUCAGCUGAAACUAAGCAAGAUCAGUGGGAGGAAAUUUUAUUCAAGUUAAAUGAUUCAAGAAGAUAUAGACGAACAGUUGGUUCUAUUGCUGGUUCAUGUGUUACUGCAGCAAUCCCACUUCUAGCAUCUAUCAAGCAAGAGAUAUGCUUAGCAGCCUUGGAUAUAAUUGAGAGUGGAACUUUGGCAAUAGCAAAAAUAGAAGCUGCUUAUAAACAUGAAAGGGAAAUUAAAGAAGCAACUGAAGAAGCGUUAGAAUCAUUGUCACUGUAUCAGCUGAAGGAUACUUUGGAGGCUAAUGAAGAAGGGGCUGACGAGAACAGGCUACUCCCAGCAAUGAAUAAAAUAUGGCCGUUCCUGGUUACUUGUAUUCAGAACAGGAACCCAGUGGCUGUGCGGAGAUGUUUGAGUGUGAUCAGCAGUGUAGUGCCCGUUUGUGGAGGAGAUUUCUUCACACGUCGUUUCCUCUCUGAUGGGGCUCACUUUUGGAAACUUCUGAUCACAUCCCCAUUUCAUAAAAAGUCAUUUUCCAAAGAUGAAAGGAUUCCUUUGCAACUACCUUAUAGAAGCAGUUCCAUGAGUUCAGAGGAUUCAUUGGCUGAGACAUCCCAUCUAAAGGUUCAGAUUGCAGUGCUCAACAUGAUUGCUGACUUAUGCCGUAACAAGAGCAGUUCCUCUGCAUUAGAACUUGUUCUGAAGAAGGUUAGUGGUUUGGUUGUGGGGAUAGCCUGUAGCGGUGUUGUUGGACUUCGGGAUGCUUCCCUGAAUGCCCUCCAUGGACUUGCAUCUAUUGAUCCUGAUCUUGUAUGGCUUCUCUUAGCUGACAUAUAUUACACUAAAUAUAAAGAAAAUUUGCCUCCACCUAGGCCGGAGUUACCACAAAUCUCUCAAAUUCUCCCUCCUCCCAUGUCACCCAAAGAAUAUCUGUAUGUGCAGUAUGGAGGUCAGAGCUAUGGUUUUGACAUAGAUUUGGCUUCUCUGGAUAUUGCUUUCACAAGAUUUGACUCUCAGCAUCAAAUGUAUAGCUAAGAUCCGAAUUGACGUGUAUAAUAUUAUUUCUGGCGUUUCUAUCCCAUUGACACAUCAUCAUUUCUAUCCUA
Messenger RNA from Vigna angularis (adzuki bean), 4335 nucleotides. RefSeq lists its product as uncharacterized. Gene Ontology annotation, biological process: chromatin remodeling. Lineage: Eukaryota; Viridiplantae; Streptophyta; Magnoliopsida; Fabales; Fabaceae. The coding region runs from base 263 to 4264 and encodes 1333 amino acids. The transcript is spliced from 17 exons. Gene Ontology annotation, cellular component: cytoplasm. The record is from RefSeq and is a predicted model, not a curated record.